This is a messenger RNA of Rotaria socialis, 882 nucleotides long. NCBI's taxonomy places the organism in Eukaryota, Metazoa, Rotifera, Eurotatoria, Philodinida, Philodinidae. The record is from the annotation of a GenBank genome assembly.
AUGGCAGCCAGCAAUAGCCUUGCAUCCACUACAGUAAAUAAGGAUGGUGAUUUAGCUGAUAGUCCGAAGAAGUCACCUGAAAUUAAAACAAGGUUAUUGGUUGGUGAAGGUAAUUUUUCUUUUACUAGGGUGCUAUUAGAACAGCAUCCUUUUAAAAAAGAGGAAAUCGUUGCUACUGAGCUGAAAAAGGACUAUCAAAAAUUUUAUGUGAAACCUGAAGAUAGUGGCGAAGAUGAACCUGGAUACGACACGGAAGCACUUGAAUACCGUCAACGUGUCAAAAACUGCCUAAAAGAAUUGAAAUCAAUAAGCAACUUAACUCUUCAAUUCGGAAUCGACGCAACAAAACUCAAUACGCACUAUAAGGGUCGACGAUUUCAUCGAAUAUAUUUCAACUUUCCAUACAGAUCUGAAAGGGAGAGGACAGCGGAUAUGGUCAAAGACUUUUUUAUAUCUGCUAGAAAAGUACAAGAAGAAGGUGAUCAAAUACUGUUGACACUUGUAUGUCGACUCGGUAACGAAGAAAAAACAGCUGAAGAGCACCGCAUAUAUUGGCAUGGACUUACUUACGGCAUAGUAAAAGCAAGCGAGGCAGGUGGUUAUCGUUUGAUUAAAAAACGACGCUUCAGUGAUUCCACGAAUAACGAAGACCCACACCGUUAUGGUAAAAUGAAAUCUGAUAAUAAAUAUAUACAUGAGUGCACAGAUUCUUUACGCUCGUGCCAUUUUACUGACGAUGCACGACAAUAUGUAUUUGAAAAAGUGGAACGCUUCGAAUACAAUAAAGCAGAUAUUGUCUAUAGCGAAGAGGAUCGUGAUUGCCGCUACCCAUGUUUCAACGAAGAUAUGGAUACUAGUUCAGAUACAGAUGAUGAAUCUUGA